UUGAGAUGUUUGCUAAUUUCAAUGAUGUUUACUGGAAAUAUGGACGGAUAGCUAUUCAGAAAUUUAGGGAAAAUCCAUCUGAAAAAUCUUUACAAUAUGGGCACGACAUCACAUUUGAAGAAUUCCUCAGAUAUGUUGUAUAUCACUUUGAAAACUCGAAUGAAAUUGAACCCUACUGGACUUCAAUAAUGGAUGUCUGCCAUCCAUGUAACAUAGACUAUGACAUCAUAGGUCACAUGGAGACGUUUGACGUAGACUCAAAAUAUGCGCUAUGUACCUCUGGGAUAGCAAACAUGAUGGAGCUUUUUUCUGGGUUUGAAACAGACAUAAAGAAGAAGAACAUAAGAAGAAUGACGCUAGAAGCAUAUGAAAGAAAACAUGCAUUGGAAUCAGUUUUCACGCAUGAAGAGUUCUUAACACGGCACAUUUGGAACAUAUGUAUGCAUGAAUAUAUGAUAACACCAAUAAACAUAGAGAAUAUAUCAAUAAAUGCGACUGCAUUAGAAUCCUCUGCAUUGUUAGAACAACACUCAUCAUUUGAUUUUAGCAAUAAAAGGAUAUCUCAAACACAAAGUAAAGGCCCGUAUAAAGAGAUUCCUAACGAUUUGCUACAAAAACUUACAAAACUUUAUGUCAGUGAUUAUGAAAUGUUUGGGUAUAAAAGAAAGGAUGAGAACUGAUAAUCAAAGGUAAGAUGAUAACAUUGUGCUGUUUGUUUAAUUAAAACUCUUUGUAAAUAUAAACACACAAGCAAAAUAUAGAUAACAAUGUUUGGGUGCAAAUGUUAAACGUUGUGACCUAAAAUAAAACAUUAAUAAUAACACCAUAUAACUCCCAGGCUCACAAGAUGAGAAAACUUCCAAAAGAUGCAGUUGUUAAUAAAAGU
This is a messenger RNA of Owenia fusiformis, 886 nucleotides long. Lineage: Eukaryota; Metazoa; Annelida; Polychaeta; Sabellida; Oweniidae. The record is from the annotation of a GenBank genome assembly.